AUGAAUCCCGAGAGUGAUGCAGCUUUGGCCACCAAGAUUCCGAGGCGGAAAAAAGUGUUUCAGCGACGACUUCAUGACCAGCUUUCCGAGUCGAGAAUGCUAGAAGAAGAAGAUAUGAAUAACACGCAAAGCGAAGACGAAGAAGAGCUCGUUUGUGUGUCCAAAAUGGUCAAGGUGACGGAUGGAGAGCCUGUCAUUCCGAAAAGCUCGAAAGUCCAGGUGGGCGGCGUGCUAAAGACUGUGCGGUACAUCCAUAUACAGCGCGCGAUGAAGCCUGUGCAGCACGAGAACCAGACGGAACAUUGA
Molecule: messenger RNA, 306 nt
Organism: Phytophthora infestans T30-4
Lineage: Eukaryota; Oomycota; Peronosporomycetes; Peronosporales; Peronosporaceae
Exons: 2
Coding region: 1-306 (101 amino acids)
Source: RefSeq, a predicted model, not a curated record